AUGCCCGCCCAAAAGUCGACCGGUCGUCUGGCUGACCUGGAGAGAGAUGGAUUUGUUGUUGUUCGAGGCAUUGUCGCCGGCCAGAAGCUCGAAGAACUCCGUGAAGCCAGUCUCAGGGUCGAGAAGCUUGGAAGGUCUGGCCAAUGGCCACACAUUCGCACCGUUGGCAAGCAGUUCCCGCCGUGGACCUUCUCACCAGAGAAGGGCAUCUGGGGUGUCCAGCAUCUCAUGAACCCCGACCUGCCCGGCCACGAGAUCUUCACCCGUCAGUACUUCUCUGAAGAAAUCUUGAGCAUCGUCCGUGAACUUCUCCAGUGCGAUGACGACGAGCUUGUGAUGGAGCUCUUCAACAUGCUCGUCCGACCAGACGGCGACUUUGAGCUUCGGUGGCAUCGUGACGAUAUCCCCGCCGACGCCUCAGCCGAGGAAGAGAUGGAACGUCUCGGCCGUCCUGCGUUUCACGCGCAGUACAAUUUUGCUCUUUGGGAGGACGAGUCUCUCGUCUUGAUCCCCGGAUCUCACAAGCGCCCUCGAACCGAGACCGAGCGUAAUGCUGAUCCUUUUGAGAAAGUUCUACCGGAGCAGCUGGUUGUUAAACUGGGCCCCGGAGACAUCGCCUUCUACAACAACAAUAUCCUCCACCGUGGCGUCUAUGACUCGAAAAAGGACCGUGUCACUUUACACGGCUCUGUCGGCCACUCUGGUGGCAGUAAGCUCCGUGCCCGCAACGUCUUACAGCAUGGCAUUGGCAGCUAUGUCGAUAAGGUUGACUUUUCCAAGCUGAGCGAUGGUGAGAGACAGAGGGCUGAGGAAAUGCGCGCCAGACUGGUUAAAUUGGGUAGCGAGAGUGGUGACGUCGGAUAUUCUCUACAGGGAUAA
Molecule: messenger RNA, 879 nt
Organism: Metarhizium brunneum ARSEF 3297
Lineage: Eukaryota; Fungi; Ascomycota; Sordariomycetes; Hypocreales; Clavicipitaceae
Source: RefSeq, a predicted model, not a curated record